Messenger RNA from Gadus chalcogrammus (walleye pollock), 1968 nucleotides. Its product is annotated as L-lactate dehydrogenase B chain. Gene Ontology annotation, cellular component: cytoplasm. Gene Ontology annotation, biological process: carboxylic acid metabolic process. Bases 144 to 1145 code for a protein of 333 amino acids. The transcript has 8 exons. Gene Ontology annotation, molecular function: L-lactate dehydrogenase (NAD+) activity. Lineage: Eukaryota; Metazoa; Chordata; Actinopteri; Gadiformes; Gadidae. The record is from RefSeq and is a predicted model, not a curated record.
UCCCCCCCCUCCCUCCCUCCAUUUCAACCUUUCGCCUCGCCACUAAACUCCAUCUCUCCAGCCGACCAGUCAUCACCUGCCUCCCGUCUGACCAAACACAGCGAGGAUACCCUGUCCUACAACCAUCAGCCAUAACAACCAUCAUGUCUGUGCUGAAUCAGUUGAUGACCCCCACGGCGGGCGCGUCGGCGGAGCCCCCCAGGAACAAGGUCACGGUGGUGGGGGUGGGCCAGGUGGGCAUGGCCUGCGCCAUCAGCAUCCUGCUCAGGGACCUGGCUGACGAGCUGGCCCUGGUGGAUGUGAUGGAGGACCGCCUGAAGGGAGAGAUGAUGGAUCUCCAGCACGGCAGCCUCUUCCUCAAGACCUCCAAGAUCGUCGCUGACAAAGACUACGCGGUGACGGCUAACUCCCGCCUGGUGGUGGUGACGGCGGGCGUGCGACAGCAGGAGGGCGAGAGCCGUCUGAACCUGGUCCAGAGGAACGUCAACGUCUUCAAGAUGAUCAUCCCCCAGAUCAUGAAGCACAGCCCCAACUGCACCCUCAUCGUGGUCUCCAACCCCGUUGACGUGCUGACCUACGUGACCUGGAAGCUGAGCGGUCUCCCAAAGCACCGCGUCAUCGGCAGCGGCACCAACCUGGACUCGGCGCGCUUCCGCUUCCUGAUGGCCGAGCGGCUCGGGAUCCACGCCACCGCCUUCAACGGCUGGGUGCUGGGGGAGCACGGGGACACCAGCGUGCCCGUGUGGAGCGGGGCCAACGUUGCGGGGGUGAACCUGCAGAAGCUGAACCCGGACAUGGGGACGGACGUAGACAAGGAGGGGUGGAAGGCCACGCACAAGGCCGUGGUGGACAGUGCCUACGAGGUGAUCCGUCUGAAGGGAUACACCAACUGGGCCAUCGGCCUGAGCGUCGCGGACCUCACCGAGAGCAUCGUCAAGAACAUGGGCCGCAUCCACCCCGUCUCCACCAUGGUCAAGGACAUGUACGGCAUCAGCGAGGAGGUGUUCCUGUCGCUGCCCUGCGUGCUGAACGGCGGCGGCGUCGGCAGCGUGGUCAACAUGACCCUCAACGAGGACGAGGUCGCCCAGCUCAAGAAGAGCGCCGACACUCUGUGGGGCAUCCAGAAGGACCUCAAGGACCUCUAGGCACCUUCCUCCCCUUCUCCUCCUCCUCCUCCUCCUCCCCCUCCUCCUCUCCCCCAUCUCCCCCCCCCCCCCAGCCACAGCCCUGCCCACCAGGCCCCGCCCUCAUCCACACACACAGAUGCAAUACAGUUACCUUCAGGUGUCCCCGAACAACGCUCUCCGCCCAGCCGUGGCAGGUCUAGUGUUCUAUGCCUCCUAGUGUUCUAUUGGUGUGCUCACAGUUCCCUCGUCGUCUCGUCGGAUUGGACCACACCUUCCGAAUCGGAAGUGGACCCGUCCACGUCACACAAACACACACACACACACACGUACGUACGUAGUGAUACUUUCUGUUGUGUUGUUUCCACCAGCACUGUCCCACUGUUGUUACCAGCAGAGGUGUGUUUGAAUCCCUGCUAGGAAUUGGCUAUUUGACCCCUGAUUGAAGCGAUGACUUUGUUUUAGCACUUUUAAUAGAUAACCUUGAGGUCACAGGUAACCAUCACCUGGUUAGUUGGUUGGGCACAUAGUGGACUCCCAUCACCUGGUUAAUCUCCCUGUACGGGACCAGUUUAGUAGACAGUAACCAGCUGUAUUGAGAUAGUCCCUAAAUGAUAGAGUCUAGUUCCAGUGUCUAACCACCAUGGAACCAUAUGACUCUAUGAGCAGGAUGAUCUGUUUAGCCAACAGAGAAAAUAAUGGUAGAAAAAAAUAAAGCAAGCAAGCAAAAUUAUUCCAAAGUCCAAAUGUGUUAUUUUGUUGUAUUUGGAGUACAAUAACACACCUUUGUUGUAAAUGUUGUAAGUGGUGAUACGUGGGUUAAUAAAUUACAAUCCUUAAUGUG